CAUGACAGCGCGCGAACCUCCUGACUCUUUGCUGUCGAUUGUUUUCUUGCUUGUAUAUUAUUGCUAAAGGAAGAUGGCGGCGGAGAUGGAACCUCCACCGCUGGGGAAUGCAGGAGAGACUGACUUUAGGGAGCUAGAAGAUGGAGAGGACCUUUUUGUCAGUACUGUCACUACACUAGAGUAUCCUGAACCCUCAUCUCCAGAACCUGCCAGCCUACCUGCAGAAGACAUAAGUAUAAACUCAAAUGGACCUAAGCAAAAAGAUGUUUCAUUUGAUGACGAUCCAGAAGAUCUGUUUGCAGAAGCAACAGAGGAAGUUUCUCUGGACAGCCCAGAGAGGGAACCCAUUCUGUCGGAUGGUCCUUCUCCGGCCAUCACCCCUGUCACCCCAACAACUAUGCUCACCCCCAGGAUGGACCUGGGCGCUGCAGACAUGUUUGAGAGAUCCUUGGAUGAGAUUGAGGAGGACAACAAUGGUGACACCUUUGACAUCCACAUAGCAGUGUCCGAUCCAGAGAAAGUUGGAGAUGGAAUGAAUGCUUACAUGGGAUACAAGGUAACAACAAAGACCUCUAUGACAAUUUUUAACAAGAAUGAAACCACUGUUAGAAGGAGGUUUAGUGACUUUCUGGGAUUGCACAGCAAACUAGCCUCCAAGUACCUGCACAUAGGUUACAUAGUCCCUCCCGCUCCAGAGAAAAGCAUUGUGGGAAUGACUAAGGUCAAAGUUGGGAAGGAAGAUUUAUCAUCUGCAGAAUUUGUCGAGAAGAGAAGAUCAGCUUUAGAAAGGUAUCUGAUGAGAACAGUAAAACAUCCUGUCUUGCUGAAAGAUCCGGAUGUCAUAAUGUUCUUGGAGAGUUCAGAGCUGCCGAGAGCGGUUAGCACCCAGGCGCUGAGUGGGGCCGGAAUAUUGAGGAUGGUAAACAAAGCUGCCGACGCUGUCAACAAAAUGACAAUCAAGAUGAAUGAAUCGGAUGCGUGGUUUGAGGAAAAGCACCAACAGUUUGAGAACCUUGACCUGCAACUCCGAAAACUGCAUGCCAGUGUGGAGUCUUUGGUCUGUCACCGAAAAGAGCUGUCUGUGAACACGGCGUCUUUCGCCAAGUCGGCGGCGAUGCUGGGGAACUCGGAGGACCACACGGCUCUGUCGCGGGCCCUGUCCCAGCUGGCCGAGGUGGAGGAGAAGAUCGACCGGCUGCACCAGGACCAGGCCUAUGCCGAUUUCUAUCUGUUCUCCGAACUGCUGGGGGACUAUGUACGCCUGAUCACUGCAGUCAAGAGCGUAUUUGACCAGAGGAUGAAGACCUGGUCCAAGUGGCAGGACACCCAGCUCUUGCUACAGAAGAAGCGUGAGUCUGAGGCCAAACUACAGUUUGCCAACAAGCCUGACAAACUUCAGCAGGCUAAGGACGAAAUCAAAGAGAUGUGUUAUGUAGCCACUGACUUUGGAAAACUUUGCCACCACCAAGGAGUUGUUUUGGUUUUGCCACCACCAAGGGGUUGUUUUGGUUUUGCCACCACCAAGGGGUUGUUUUGGUUUUGCCACCACCAAGGGGUUGUUUUGGUUUUGCCACCACCAAGGGGUUGUUUUGGUUUUGCCACCACCAAGGGGUUGUUUUGGUUUUGCCACCACCAAGGGGUUGUUUUGAUUUUGGUAAAAAAAUCCCUCACUGACACAGCAUUUAAACUUCAAAGGAUCGUAAAUAUUGGUACAGACUAAUUUUGAUUAUGAAAAUAUCAUAGAAUAUUAACAAUUCGGCUGUUGUCAUUUCCUUUAGGAGAACACUGUUAUGAUCUGCUUUCCCUCAUUGCUAGCAUUCUGUAUCUCCCACCAUGCAUUACCAGUGAUUCAGUUGUUUAAAACGCUCCUGAAUUGCAGGCAUGUGCAUCACCCUAGGGCACAUUAACAUUCAAUUGUUUGUGCAUGAACAAUAGUUAGAUGCACUCACAUGGUUAAAUGGGUCUUUACUGAAUUCAAAACAAGCAUUUCAGCCUCAAAGAACCAGCGCUUAAUAGCCCUUUUUUGCAGUAAAUAAGAGUAAAACUUGGCUUGGGUUGUUUGUACUAACAAAUCCUUGAAUCACACUGCCUCCUCUGGUUAGUAGUAAGUAUGACAACCAAAAUGGCUGGCAGCAGACUUGUUCAGAUGUGUUUUGUCAUAGCAACAACGCAUGUUUUGUGUCAUAACAACGCAUGUUACCAGGUAUAUUCCCAGUUUGGUUUUUUGUUGCUGUUGUUGACUCUAUGACCUUUCCUUUUUGGACAUGGCAUGCUAACCAGUGCUAUGGUUAUAAUGGCUACUUACCCUGCUUACCUUCCAUUCACUGACCUCCAGUGGAAUGGCAUUCCGCUUCUGUUCCUCUAUUGUUCACCUGUUUGGCUACAGUGAGUUCAUGUAUGAAUUAUUUUUAGCAUUACAAAGCAUUUUCAGCCUCUUUUUUAAUUUCUGCAUUUUCCCUGCCAUGCCUCC
Messenger RNA from Esox lucius (northern pike), 2470 nucleotides. It is a transcript of the gene snx2, whose product is annotated as sorting nexin 2. The transcript is spliced from 13 exons. The record is from RefSeq and is a predicted model, not a curated record. Gene Ontology annotation, biological process: early endosome to Golgi transport; intracellular protein transport. NCBI's taxonomy places the organism in Eukaryota, Metazoa, Chordata, Actinopteri, Esociformes, Esocidae. Bases 74 to 1720 code for a protein of 548 amino acids. Gene Ontology annotation, cellular component: endosome membrane; endosome. Gene Ontology annotation, molecular function: phosphatidylinositol binding.